Molecule: messenger RNA, 2425 nt
Organism: Dothidotthia symphoricarpi CBS 119687
Lineage: Eukaryota; Fungi; Ascomycota; Dothideomycetes; Pleosporales; Dothidotthiaceae
Product: DNA directed RNA polymeras-like protein III subunit Rpc82
Exons: 3
Coding region: 84-2090 (668 amino acids)
Biological process (GO): DNA-templated transcription
Cellular component (GO): RNA polymerase III complex
Molecular function (GO): single-stranded DNA binding
Source: RefSeq, a predicted model, not a curated record
CUCGCUGCUGCCCAUUGCACGCCAGAUGUCUCUCCGGUAGCCGCGACGUCCCCUGGAUAUCUGGCAAAUAUCGGGGCGCUACCAUGUCGUACAACCAGCGCGAGACUCCGAUCCUCGCCGAGCUCUGCACCUUCCUGGUCGAGGAUGUUCACGGCGAACUCGCAGCGCGCGUCUACUCGGUGCUCGCGCGCCACGGCCGCCAGACGCUCGCGGCAAUCGCCCGCGCCUCGUACCUCAACGGCCGCCAGAUCAAGUCGGGCCUCGUCAUCCUGCUGCAGCAGCACCUCGUCUUCCACUCGGGCAACGAUGCCCCGCCCACCUACUACGAGAUCGACUGGCUGAACUCGUACGCCCUCGUGCGCCUGGGCAAGGUCACCAAGCUGGUCGAGGACCGCUUCGGCAGAAAGGCCGCCAACGUCAUGUCCAACCUGCUGGCCCUCGGCCACACGCGCGUCGCAGAUCUCAAGGACGCCUACUUCCCGCCCCACACCGACACCGACGAUGACUCAGACGACGGCCUUGCAAACGGCGCCGGCACCAAGAGGAAGAGGGCGAACGGCACCCACGCGAACGGGACGAACGGCGGGCCCCCGGAGCCAAGCCUCACCAACGGUGUCCACAAGCAGCCCAAGGCAAACGGCGUCACGAAUGGCGUAGGCGCAGGACAUGACGAGCACGCAUCUGACGAGCACGCUGACGGCGAGAUCACCUCGGUCGACGACCUCUACAACACCAUCGAGCGGCUGAUCAAGUGCGGUUGGGUGCGCACCGUCACCGAGACCCAGUACCUGUCUCCAGGAGACAUGCACGACAUGCUUCAGCAGGAGGCCAUCGAGCAGGACAAUGCAGGCGUCGUAGCCACGGGCAACAAGGACAAGGACAAGGUUCAUAGAGGGACCCAGGCCCGGAAACGAAAAAUGCGCGACGACUGGCUUAUCGUGCCCAAGUUCACGCGCAGGGGCCCAACCAGCGACUCCGACCACAACGGCGCAAACAAGCGCGUCAAGAUGAAUGGAACAAACGCUUGGUCAGCAUCUGGCGCCUCUUCGCCCGAGGACAACCUCGUCAUUCGCGUCAAUCCAGAGAAGAUCGCUGUGGCCAUGCGCACCGAGCACCUCGUGCAGCUAGUUGAACAACGGCUUGGCUACGUCACCGCCCAGAUAUACCAGACCAUGCUCCGCAUGCUGGAAUACAACAUCCCGCGAUGCUACGAGGAGUGGCCAGAGCCUCCGCCGCUUAAUGGAGACCUCGGUGAAGAUAUGGGCAUUGACCCCCGCUUCCUCGUCACUGCUCGAGAUGUCAUGAAGAAGCUCAGCCGCGACCUGGACAUCUGCGAGGGGCUCGAUCCCAACGCAAUCGUUUCAAUCACGAGAAAAGGUCACGUUCGCAAGAACAUGCUCAGCCAGCCUACCGAUCCAGCGAACCUCAGCACAGAUGAGAAAACGCGCAUCGUAGACAAGCAUAUCCAGAUGCUUGCUGAAGACCCCUUGCAUUUCGUGACCUGGCACUCCCGCGCUGGGUACUCGCAAUGGCACAUUGAAUUCGAGGAAAUCGCAAAACAGAUGAUCCAGAACGAGGUCGAGAACACAAUAUCCGCCAGGAAGGGCGCCUUAGGUGUCAAGUUGAUUCGCGCCUUGAGGAAAAAGGGCAAACUAGACGAACGCGCCACCUGCAACGCCAUGAUGAUGUCCGCCAACGACAUUCGCGGUGUCGUCAACGAUCUCACCGUCCAAGGCUUCGUCCAGACACAGGAAAUUCCCAAAGUAGAGAGGCGAGAAGCAAAACACUCGUUACAUCUCAUCUGGUACGAUCGGCAACGCGCUCGCGAGAAGCUGCUCCACGACACAUACAAGGGCAUGGUGCGCAUCCUGCAGCGCAUCGCCUUUGAACGUGAGAAAGCGCUGCCUCUACUCAGCAAAGCGGAGCGCUCCGAUGUCGUUGGCAACGAAGAAAAAUGGCUAAGCAAAGGCGAACUCGACGCGCUGAAGAAGUGGAAAGAAGUACAGGAAAAGUUGCUUUUACAGCUGUGCAGAGAGGAUGAUUUAGUGGCUACUCUGCGCGACUUCCACGGUCCUCUCAUAUCGGCGUAAUCAUUGUCUGCCUCUGGCCUAUCUGAUACAAGGAAAAGUUUUGCGGAGUUUUUACUAUUGCGUUCUAUGGAGAAGAUUCAACGCCAUCUGGUAUGAAUGAUACCCUAAGCAUAUGGGCCGGAGUUUCAGCUGCCAUUCUGUAGCAUUUCUAGGGGUGUACAUGUAAUGUAGAUGACGUGAGGCUUAGACUUUGUUCGUAUGUGAUGCACAUUGUUCGACUUUAACUACUAUACAAACGUGAGCUGGCCGAACACAGAACCAUGUCCUCUCAACUAGAGAUGUGUACCGUACAUACAUCAGCAUGAGAAUUUAUCCGAGCACCACGGCAUUACAAU